This is a messenger RNA of Sphenostylis stenocarpa, 531 nucleotides long. The record is from the annotation of a GenBank genome assembly. NCBI's taxonomy places the organism in Eukaryota, Viridiplantae, Streptophyta, Magnoliopsida, Fabales, Fabaceae.
AUGGCUCUUCUUCAGCUUCCACCACUUACUGGUUGUGUCAGGCGCUUCAACUCAAGCGUGUGCUCGCUGUCUGCACGAAAAUUUAGUAUCUUUGCAACUCUGGCACAACCCAGUAGUGACACAACCAACUGGGUCGAAGCAACUUCCAGUUUCUUCGACCAAGACAAACGACCCAUCAUGCUGUUUGACGGAGUAUGCAACUUGUGCAAUGGGGGUGUGAAGUUCGUUCGUGAUAACGAUCGAAAUAAGACAAUUAGAUAUGAAGCUCUUCAGAGUGAAGCAGGUAAAAUGUUGCUCAGAAGAUCAGGAAGAGCUCCUGAUGACAUCUCAAGUGUUGUACUUGUUGAGAGGGACAGAUCCUACAUAAAGUCAGAAGCGGUACUGAAGAUAAUGGAAUACAUAGACUUGCCAUUUCCACAAUUAGCGAUUCUUCUUCAAUUUGUUCCUCUGUUUAUCAGAGAUUUUGUUUAUGACAAUGUUGCAAAUAACCGUUACAUGAUUUUUGGUCGUUCGGAAUCAUGUGAAAUAUAG